Molecule: messenger RNA, 207 nt
Organism: Pipistrellus nathusii (Nathusius's pipistrelle)
Lineage: Eukaryota; Metazoa; Chordata; Mammalia; Chiroptera; Vespertilionidae
Source: the annotation of a GenBank genome assembly
AUGUCCCCCUCGGCCUCUCUGGCUCCUGUGACUGAGUGCCCGUUACCUCCAGCCUCCACCUUGUCACCAGGACCGACCACCUGCUCUGUCCCCCUUCAUUCCCACUCACCCCUGAGUGCCUCUCAGACACCAGAGCCUUUUCUAUUGCUGGAUGACCUUUCACCCCAGCCACUUGCACUUAACCUGUUCCCCUUCACUUCCCCCUGA